Molecule: messenger RNA, 1635 nt
Organism: Emys orbicularis (European pond turtle)
Lineage: Eukaryota; Metazoa; Chordata; Testudines; Emydidae
Gene: CPNE2
Product: copine 2
Exons: 15
Coding region: 1-1635 (544 amino acids)
Biological process (GO): cellular response to calcium ion
Cellular component (GO): plasma membrane
Molecular function (GO): calcium-dependent phospholipid binding
Source: RefSeq, a predicted model, not a curated record
AUGGCGUAUACAUUAAGCCCCUCCCCUGCUGGGCCUAUCGGGACCCAGUACUGUGUUUGCAAAGUCGAAUUAUCCGUGUGCGGCCAAAACCUUCUGGACAGGGAUGUGACCUCCAAAUCUGACCCGUUUUGUGUCUUAUUCAUAGAAGUCAAUGACAAAUGGACAGAGAUCGACAGGACAGAGACGGCCGUGAAUAACCUCAACCCAGCCUUCUCCAAGAAGUUCAUCGUCGAUUACCACUUUGAAGAAGUGCAGAAGCUGAAGUUUGCUCUCUUUGACCAGGACAAGUCGAGCAUGCAGCUGUAUGAGCAUGACUUCCUGGGAGAAUUCUCCUGCACCCUGGGCACGAUUGUCUCAAGCAAGAAGAUAACAAGAACGCUACUUCUGGGAAAUGGGAAGCCGGCUGGAAAGGGGAUGAUAACGAUAGCUGCCCAAGAGCUGUCAGAUAACAGAGUGAUCACUCUGAGCAUGGCUGGCAGAAAACUGGAUAAAAAGGACCUGUUUGGAAAGUCCGAUCCAUUUCUAGAGUUUUAUAAACCAGGCGACGAUGGGAAAUGGAUGCUAGUCCACAGAACGGAGGUGAUUAAGUACACGUUGGAUCCCGUGUGGAAGCCGUUCACUGUGCCUUUAGUGUCGCUGUGUGAUGGAGAUAUAGAAAAGCUGAUCAAGGUCAUGUGUUACGAUUACGACAGUGACGGGGGACACGACUUCAUUGGGGAGUUCGAGACCACUGUAGCCAAGAUGUGUGAAGCCCAAGAUACCUUGCCGCUAGAAUUAGAAUGCAUUAACCCCAAAAAACAAAAGAAGAAAAAGAAUUACAAGAACUCCGGCGUCAUCCUUGUGAAAUCCUGCAAAAUAACCAGGGAUUACUCCUUCCUGGACUACAUCCUUGGGGGCUGCCAGUUAAUGUUUACUGUCGGAAUUGAUUUCACAGCAUCCAAUGGGAAUCCGCGGGACCCCUCCUCGUUGCACUAUAUCAAUCCCAUGGGAACAAACGAAUACUUGUCAGCUAUUUGGGCAGUCGGACAGAUCAUUCAGGACUAUGACUCAGACAAAAUGUUUCCUGCUCUGGGAUUUGGUGCCCAGUUACCGCCAGACUGGAAGGUAUCUCAUGAAUUUGCCAUUAACUUCAACCCCACCAACCCAUUCUGUUCUGGAGUGGAAGGCAUUGUCCAAGCAUACUCAGCCUGUCUGCCUCACAUACGCUUCUACGGACCAACCAACUUCUCUCCCAUUGUCAAUCACGUGGCUCGGUUUGCUGCCCAGGCAACGCAGCAGGAGUUUGCAGCACAAUACUUCAUCCUCCUGAUCAUCACGGACGGCGUCAUCAGCGACAUGGACGAGACGAGACACGCCGUGGUGCAGGCCUCCAAGCUGCCCAUGUCCAUCAUCAUCGUGGGGGUGGGCAACGCGGACUUUGCAGCCAUGGAGUUCCUGGAUGGGGAUAACCGCGUGCUCCGGUCGUACACCGGCGAGGAAGCCAUGCGGGACAUUGUGCAGUUUGUUCCCUUCCGCGAGUUCCGCAGUGCACCUAAAGAAACUUUGGCCAAAGCGGUGUUGGCAGAACUCCCCCAGCAAGUCGUUCAGUAUUUCAAGCAUCAAAAUCUGCCUCCCCUCAGCUCGGAGCCAGCGUAG